Molecule: messenger RNA, 1472 nt
Organism: Melanotaenia boesemani (Boeseman's rainbowfish)
Lineage: Eukaryota; Metazoa; Chordata; Actinopteri; Atheriniformes; Melanotaeniidae
Gene: drd4b
Product: dopamine receptor D4b
Exons: 4
Coding region: 315-1472 (385 amino acids)
Biological process (GO): adenylate cyclase-activating adrenergic receptor signaling pathway; adenylate cyclase-inhibiting dopamine receptor signaling pathway
Cellular component (GO): plasma membrane
Molecular function (GO): G protein-coupled receptor activity; dopamine neurotransmitter receptor activity, coupled via Gi/Go
Source: RefSeq, a predicted model, not a curated record
AGGAAACCGAUCCAUAUAAUGCUACAUGAGUUUGGAAGUUAAAACAACCGACUAAAAUUUAAAGGAGGGACGACAAGGACUGAUGUAAAGGGCUGUAACCGAGUUGUGUUGCUUUGCGCUUGGAGAGCGCAGCGCACCGAGCUCACUGAGCGCCUCAGAUGAGCGUCCUCACGGGAGAGCUUAGACCUGAAACCCUUCGGCUUCUAUUGGGGCUUUUGGAUACGUUUCAUAGAUGAGAACUACUCCGAAGAGAGCCGCUCUCCGUCGGACAAGGAGCACGUCAGUCUGCGGCGCACGGCGCGACACCGGGGACCAUGUCUGGCAAUCUCACCGAUUUUAACGACACGCUGCCGGAGCCUGAGGUCAAACACCGCAAUUUCCCAGCGCUUAUAUUCGGGAUUUUACUUAUUGUGAUCGUCAUUGGUGGAAACGUGCUCGUGUGCCUUAGCGUGUACUUGGAGAAGGCUUUAAAAACGACAACAAACUACUUCAUAGUAAGUCUGGCCUUUGCAGACUUGCUGCUGGCGGUGCUGGUCCUGCCGCUCUUCGUUUAUGCAGAGUUUCAGGGUGGAGUUUGGACCUUGAACAUGACGAUGUGUGAUGGCCUGAUGACCAUGGAUGUGAUGCUGUGCACCGCAUCCAUAUUCAACCUCUGUGCCAUCAGCGUGGACAGGUUCAUCGCAGUGUCCAUACCUCUGAAUUAUAACCGUAAACAUGUGGACUACCGUCAGCUCGUCCUGCUGUCUGCUACCUGGCUGUUAGCGUUAGCAGUGGCCUCACCUGUCAUCUUCGGUAUCAACAACGUGCCUGAGCGUGACCCCAGCGAGUGCAAACUGGAGGACAACAACUACGUAGUUUAUUCCUCCGUCUGCUCCUUCUUCAUACCCUGCCCCAUCAUGGUCCUGCUCUACUUUGGGGUUUUCCGUGGGCUGCGGCGUUGGGAGGAGGCCCGUAAAGCCAAAUUGCGGAGCAGCAUUGAGGCGUGCAGGAAGCUGCAGCACGCCGCCGUCGCCACCGCCCUGCCCCCUCUGACAGGCACCAUCCCGGGACCUCUGCCCAUGCCCCUGCCUAGGAUCAUCGAAAGGGAUCUGGCCCAGUCUCGGAUGGACGAUUCAGGGGACUACAUCCAGCAGGAGAUUCCUUAUCCUCGGCACUACAGAGAGAACUCUGUGCCAACACUGACGUUCAACCAGCUGCAGCACACCAAGAAGAGAGCCAAGAUCAACAGCAGGGAGAGGAAAGCUAUGAGGGUACUGCCUGUUGUCGUGGGCUGCUUCCUCUUCUGCUGGACUCCGUUCUUCGUGGUUCACACCAUGCGGGCCUUGUGUUUCACGUGCAACAUCCCUCCCGCUCUGAUGAGCACUGUCACCUGGCUGGGCUACGUCAACAGCGCCCUCAACCCCGUAAUCUACACCAUCUUCAACACAGAGUUCAAGAAAUUCUUCAAGAAGUGUUUCCGAAGCUGCUGCUGA